AUGAAUUUUUUUCAAAUAAAAACAGCACUUCUUAUUUCAUUUUUGUUUUCUACUUCUUUUCAAUACAGUAUUAUAUUGAAAGAUAAUACUGAUGAAUGUUUUUUUGAAAACUUGGAAAAAGAAGACCAAAUAGUUAUCAGUUACCAAGCAGGAGGGGAUAACGGUGUUGAUGAAAACCUAUACGUUAAUUUCCAUAUUUUAAACCCAGAAGAUAAAACAAUUGUUAAUAUUGGGCAUUCAAAUUUCCAUGAAUAUUCUUUAAAUGCAAAUAUGAAUGGAAAAUAUAAAUAUUGUUUUAGAAAUGAUAUCUCAGGUUCAGAUAUUGAAUUGUUUUUUAAUGUUCAUCAUACUAAACACAGACGUGGUGUAAAAAAUGUCAUUGAUUUUAAUAGCGAGAUAUCAUUUCUCGGUGAAAUUCUAAGAGAUGUAAGAGAUGAACAAGAAUAUAUUAAAGCACGGGAAAAAGCACAUAGAAAUGUGGCAGAAAGCACUAAUUCACGUGUUCAAAACUGGAAUAUUUUCCAAAUCUUUGUUUUAAUUGGUCUUAUAUUUUUUCAAAUAUACUUUCUUAAAAGAUUUUUCGAAGUAAAACGAAUAAUAUAA
This is a messenger RNA of Pneumocystis jirovecii RU7, 603 nucleotides long. RefSeq lists its product as uncharacterized. NCBI's taxonomy places the organism in Eukaryota, Fungi, Ascomycota, Pneumocystomycetes, Pneumocystales, Pneumocystaceae. The transcript has 4 exons. The record is from RefSeq and is a predicted model, not a curated record. Gene Ontology annotation, biological process: Golgi organization; protein retention in ER lumen; intracellular protein transport. Bases 1 to 603 code for a protein of 200 amino acids. Gene Ontology annotation, cellular component: Golgi apparatus; endoplasmic reticulum; endoplasmic reticulum-Golgi intermediate compartment.